AUGUCAACUGUGAUCAACAAUCAAUCCAGUUCUCAUCAGUAAUUUAAACAGUUAACAGUUAUUACAUUUGUACCUUUUUAAAUCAUCUUAAUAAAAAUGAAAUUCGUUAUCAUCCUCACUCUAGUCGGUCUCACAAUGGCCAAACUCGGUGAAUGGAACGCUAUGGCAAACGAUGGCCACAAAGCCAUCGAAUUGGCCAAGAAAGGGGUUGCUCAUUAUAAUCUCAAUUCCAAGAGUUUUUAUUACCGGAAACUUGUCGAUAUUAAAAGUGCGAAAUCCAAAACAGAUAAUGGAGCCACCUACGAAAUCAUCUUCGAAAUUGAUAUGUCUAAUUGUCUAAAAACCAAACCUUAUUCAGAAGAAUGUAAAGUCCAAACAGAAUUGUUAACAGAGGAAUGUACUUACGUCUUUUACUCCGCACCAAAAUCGGACGAAUGUGAAAUCGUUAAAGGUUCAUGCAUACCGCUCAACUAAUCUGAUGUCCAUCCGAAUCGAUUUUAUUCACAAUAUUGUAUCCAGUUCUAUCUACUGUUUACUAAUAAAUUUUUUUAAUCUUUAACUGUA
Panonychus citri (citrus red mite) is the source of this 564-nucleotide messenger RNA. RefSeq names its product cystatin-SA-like. The transcript is spliced from 2 exons. Lineage: Eukaryota; Metazoa; Arthropoda; Arachnida; Trombidiformes; Tetranychidae. Gene Ontology annotation, molecular function: cysteine-type endopeptidase inhibitor activity. The record is from RefSeq and is a predicted model, not a curated record. The coding region runs from base 97 to 474 and encodes 125 amino acids.